Messenger RNA from Linum trigynum, 621 nucleotides. NCBI's taxonomy places the organism in Eukaryota, Viridiplantae, Streptophyta, Magnoliopsida, Malpighiales, Linaceae. The record is from the annotation of a GenBank genome assembly.
AUGAGCCGCACACUAUUUCAAAAUUUCUGUCAACUUCUUGUUGCGGAAGGAGGGCUGAAACCAACUAGGAAUGUGGAUAUAGACGAGAUGGUUUACACCUUUCUACGAACCAUUUCACAGAAUGAGAAAAAUAGGACUUUAAGACUUAACUUGCGACGUUCUGGAGAGACCAUAUCUCGGUCAAUUCAUCGCGUAUUGAAAGCUGUUCUUAGACUAAACAACAUGCUGAUGAAGAAGCCGAUGCCCAUUCCUGAUAAUUGUACCAACAGUAGAUGGAAACAUUUUAAGAAAUGUCUUGGAGCUUUAGAUGGGACUCAUAUUGAUGUCCGACCAUUGAAAGAGCAUCGGACUAGAUAUCGAGAUAGAAAGGGUCAUCUUUCCAUUAAUGUGUUGGGUGUUUGCACACCCAACCUUGAAUUCAUUUAUUGUUUGUUUGGAUGGGAGGGUUCUGCCCAUGAUGGGAGGGUGCUACGCGAUGCCCUUAGUAGACAAAAUGGUCUUACUGUUCCAGCGGGAUAUUAUUAUCUAUGUGAUGCUGGGUAUGCAAGUAGCCCUGGAUUUUUAACCCCAUAUCGUGGGCAACGUUAUCAUCUCAAAGAAUGGGGGGGCAAAUCGUCCUGA